AUACACAAUCUAAGGAAGACGACGUCGUACGAUGGAGCUUAGGCGCCUAUACGACGUCGUGGUGGAGCUUCCGCUGUCUCUUCUCUCCACUUUGCUCUAUUCCCUUUCCCGUUCAAAUUACGCCGAGAGCGAAGCGAAAACCCUCAGGCGGAAGUGAAGGGAGGGGUGACGGAGAGAAUGCGACAGAGUUCGUCGGAGUUGGCCGGAAAUUCAUCGGCGAGGAUUUCGUGAUCGUUGGGUAUCAGUUUUCUGCCAUUGAAGAGCGUUGCUCGAUUUCUCCUGGAUCAGGGCUGUGCUGGGGGAUUUCUCGGGGGCGGUGGUUGAAUUCGGAAGGAAGAUGCAGACGGAGGCAAGGGUUGGGGUGGUGGUGGAAGGAGGGCAGAGGGCGAUCAGCUCCGGCCACGGAAGUCUCGCGGCUGUUGACGGAGCAACGCGUAAAUGCUCGAGGAAGAGGCAGCAGCAGCAAGCUCAGAUUGGGACUGUCUCUCAGCUGCUUGCGGGAGGCGUUGCCGGGGCCGUCAGCAAGACCUGCACCGCGCCUCUAGCUCGUCUCACCAUUCUCUUUCAGGUGCAAGGUAUGCACUCGGAUGCUGAAACGUUAAAGAAGGCUUGUAUAUGGCGGGAGGCAUCGAGGAUUGUCCGUGAAGAAGGGUUUAGAGCUUUCUGGAAAGGGAAUCUGGUUACGAUUGCUCACCGACUGCCUUAUUCAUCUGUGAAUUUCUAUUCGUAUGAGCAGUACAAAAAGUUACUACACAUGAUUCCAGGAUUGGAAAAGUACCGGAACAAUAUGACUGCAGAGCUCAGUAUGCAUUUCGUUGGUGGUGGUUUGGCUGGAAUAACUGCUGCGACUGCUACCUAUCCAUUGGAUCUUGUGAGGACACGUCUUGCUGCACAGACAAAUGUCAUCUACUACAGAGGCAUCUGGCAUGCCUUAGGGACUAUUAUCGCGGAGGAGGGCCAUUUGGGGCUCUAUAAAGGACUAGGAGCUACACUCUUGAGCGUUGGGCCCAGCAUAGCUGUCAGCUUUUCCUUCUACGAGACAUUGAGGUCUUUCUGGCAGUCUCAAAGGCCUCAUGAUCCUACUGUUGUAGUAAGUCUGGCAUGUGGCAGUCUUUCAGGCAUUGCAUCGUCAACAGUUGGUUCCUUUAUUGGGUUGAACUACUCAGAGAGGAACUAUUUUGUUCUCCAGUUGUCAAAUGUGAGAGGCGUCCUCAUGGAGCAACAUUUCCUUUGGAUCUGGUGAGGAGGCGGAAACAGUUGGAAGGAGCAGGAGGCCGGGCCCGUGUAUAUCAGACAGGCCUCCUGGGCACAUUCAGGCACAUAAUUAAAAACGAGGGCUUUCGCGGGUUGUAUAGAGGGAUCCUUCCUGAAUACUACAAGGUGGUGCCUGGAGUAGGUAUAUGUUUUAUGACGUACGAGACACUCAAAAUGCUUUUAGCAGAUACAUCCGCUGAUAUAUAAGUUUUGGUUCGCAUCUCAUACGAUGUCGACUGAAAGAGUAAACUUGGAGAAGGAUAUUUAAUAGAGCUAGAUUUUUAGGAUGGUGGUUUAAAUUGUUUCUGUACUGGCAACAUUUUUUUUAGAGGGCUCCCAUGGCAAUUCAAUUUUGCAGCACACUGGGGAAACUCCUCGUAUAUCUGUCCUUGUACAGUAGCAUAGUAGGUGCGAAAACAGUGACCAAAGAAUAUUCUUAUGCAAUCAAAAUAUGAUAUGUAGACAUUGUGACAAGUGAUGCCCGUAUUCUUAACCUCAGUUUUGUUA
Molecule: messenger RNA, 1761 nt
Organism: Punica granatum (pomegranate)
Lineage: Eukaryota; Viridiplantae; Streptophyta; Magnoliopsida; Myrtales; Lythraceae
Source: RefSeq, a predicted model, not a curated record